AUGUCCGACAUCGACAAAGACUUUUUCAACGCGUUGGCAUUGCUGCACUCAACUGCGGAGAACAGCACCGAGGAACUUCGUCGGAUGCUGGAUGCUUGCAUCGAGAGAAAGCACGGCCGCGGAAAGACUCUGGCCGCCAGGAUGCCAAAGAGAUUUCUGCACAACAUCGAACUGCACGACGACGCGACUUCUGCGACGCGCACCACGAUGAGACGCGAGGUCGCGGAGGGUUCCGGGACUGCUUCUCCCUUCGCGGUCGAUCUGACGGAAAACAUUGCGAGCGGAGGAACAUGUCGAGCGGUUGAUGCAAAAGCAUUCGAGGUCGCUUACGAAGAGUGUUGCAACGACGAGGACGUCCCUAGGAUCUCGAUUCCCGACGAAGGAUUAUCCGUCGACGGAGCCGUGUGCAAGAUAUGUAACGGAGCGAAGCUGGGAGCGUUGAUUUUGCUGGAGUGUCAAGAGUGUCAGGAGGCUUAUCAUCCGUUGUGUCAUCAACCUCCGAUCGUGGAUGUCGACGUGUACGAUCCUAGAUUCGUGUGGCGGUGCAGACGGUGCGUCGACACGUCAUCGUCGUCGGUGACUCCCUCGAAAAUUAAAGUUAUGGGAAAAGGUUACGUGGACAAAGUUCGACAAAUUAACGUCGUCGAGGAAAAAAAGAAUGUAUCAGGAUCGAAGACGCUCGGAAAAAGAUGCGGCGUUUCUCUCGGGAAAUAUGGUACGCAUCGCAACAAUACGAACAAUACGCAACAGUACGAAUAG
Molecule: messenger RNA, 759 nt
Organism: Harpegnathos saltator (Jerdon's jumping ant)
Lineage: Eukaryota; Metazoa; Arthropoda; Insecta; Hymenoptera; Formicidae
Product: integrator complex subunit 12
Exons: 2
Coding region: 1-759 (252 amino acids)
Source: RefSeq, a predicted model, not a curated record